AGUACGUGCAGCUCUUUCACAAACGCGCCGCUCUCCAAUCUCAAUCCAGUUCCCUCAGCCAAUCAGAGCGCAGCUGGGGAAAUAAUAACCGGCUUACAGCGCCGUGCGGGACUGUCAACACACUGGACACUGGUCAUUUAGAGGAGACAAACUCCAGCUUCACAGGAGGAAGAUGAGCUGUGGAUAAAGAUUACUUCAUUCAUUUAUUCCUUCACCGUGAACCGCCCUGUUAUGUGAUUUGAUCUUAACGAAGGACUAAAACGGCAUUUUAAUCCAUUCUACGAGCAGAAAGAAGGGAUCCUCCUCACGUCUUUACCUCCAACCUGCACAGCAUGGAGUCUAACAGACAGCAUGUGACAGUGCAAUUGAUGAUCGCUGUUGGUGCAGCGGUCAUUGGCUCUUUACAGUUCGGCUACAACACGGGUGUUAUCAACGCACCUCAGAAGACCAUUGAAGAGUUCAUCAAUAAGACAUGGUAUGAACGUUAUAAUGAAAAAAUACAUGAAAACACCCUCACCACACUCUGGGCUGUAUCGGUUUCCAUGUUCUCUGUGGGAGGCAUUUUCGGCUCCUUCUCUGUAGGGCUGUUUGUCAAUCGCCUGGGCAGGAAGAACUCAAUGCUUAUUGCUAAUGUCUUGGCCUUCAUAGCAGCUGCUUUAAUGGGCUUCUCAAAGCUGGCAGCAUCAUGGGAGAUGUUGAUCCUUGGUCGGCUGGUUGUAGGUCUUUAUUCAGGCCUGUCCACAGGCUUUGUGCCUAUGUAUGUUGGCGAAAUUGCCCCAACGUCUCUGCGCGGGGCACUGGGCACUCUGCAUCAACUGGGAAUUGUCAUAGGCAUCCUGAUGGCACAGAUCUUUGGCAUUGACUCCAUCAUGGGCAAUGCUACAAUGUGGCCUUUCCUGCUUGGCUUCACCUUCAUCCCAGCUUUGAUUCAGUGUGCCAUGCUGCCUUUCUGUCCUGAAAGCCCUCGCUUCCUGCUAAUCAAUCAGAAUGAAGAGAACAAAGCCAAGAGUGUUCUGAAGAAGCUGCGGGGCACAGAAGAUGUGGGAGAAGACAUCCAGGAGAUGAAAGAAGAAAGCCGGCAGAUGAUGAGGGAGAAGAAGGUGACCAUCGUCGAACUCUUCCGCUCUCCACUCUACCGUCAGCCCCUCAUCAUCGCCAUCAUGCUGCAGCUGUCCCAACAGUUCUCUGGCAUCAAUGCUGUUUUCUACUAUUCUACAAGUAUAUUUACAAAAGCAGGGGUGGCAUAUCCUGUGUAUGCUACCAUUGGUACUGGGGUUGUGAACACGGUGUUUACCAUAGUAUCGCUCUUUGUGGUUGAACGAGCAGGACGAAGAUCUCUGCACCUUACUGGGCUGAUGGGAAUGGCUGUGUCUGCUGUGGUCAUGACCGUUGCCAUGGCACUGACCGAAAAAUACCCAGACCUUUCAUACGUCAGUAUUGUGGCCAUCUUUGUUUUUGUGGCAUUCUUUGAGAUUGGGCCAGGUCCCAUCCCGUGGUUCAUCGUGGCUGAGCUGUUCAGUCAAGGUCCACGACCCUCUGCUUUCGCUGUGGCCGGUUUCUCCAACUGGACUGCUAACUUUAUAGUAGGAAUGUGCUUCCAGUAUGUAGAGCAACUGACAGGCCCAUACGUCUUCAUCAUCUUCACUGUGUUGCUGCUUAUUUUCUUCAUCUUCACCUACUUCAAGGUGCCUGAGACCAAGGGCCGGACAUUUGAUGAAAUCUCAGCAGGUUUCCGGCAGAACGCAAGCUCUGGAGCGGAGAAGUAUGCCCCAGAUGAGCUCAAUGCACUGGGUGCAGAUUCUCAGCUCUGAGUCCAGCACAUUAUUCUCACUCUGCUUUUAUAGACUACACCCAGUGGGUGGCCAUAAAGUCCCAGAGAAGAUACUGUAGAGUUUAGGGCAACGAUAGAUGCAUGUCUCUCCAGCAGGGGGAGUCCAUCAGCUGAGUCAGCAAGAUAGGAAGCCUGCGACUGACUUCAAUUUGUUUUUAUACCUACAUACUUAUUUGUGAAGUAUUCUCUUAAUUUUUUUUUGAGAGGUAUUUUUGCUCCACUACUGGUCUCCUGUGUAGGGGUGCACAAUCAGUUGGGAGGCAUUGUACACAUAUGUGGAUGUGCUGGGCACACCAGCCUAUGUGCAUCAUAUCUGCAAAAUCUGAGCUUUGGGUAAAGCAAAAAACCAAUGUUACUGUCUUUGUCGCCUCUGGCUUUUUGGUGUUUUUAAAGAACAUUUGCUAAUAAUAAUUAGCCAAAAUAUUUGACUGUUCAAGAGACUGAAUUGAACUGUAAAGUGCACCCCUACUCUUGUUAUGAUCUUGCCCUUAACAGUGGUAUUACCACUGUAAUUAGCACUUCCCUGUUGAAAAUAAGCAUAUCAUGUAGGCUGUAGUCCCACUGCUAGAUCACACUCUCCUUUAUUUACCUUUCCACUGAAAUAAGGUCUGAACUUUUAUUUAUACUUUUAUAAAUAGCAGUACUACUGAAUAUAAAUAGCGCUAUGGAUAAUUUUUCUACUCAACCAACAGAACUGGCACAUUUAUUUAUUUCUCUGAAGUGGAGCUCCAACCUCUAGAACACUGAGCCUGAAUUUGUUAUGCACCCAAUCUUCAGGUUAUUAUGAAUCCCAUUAUGUUUAUUGAUUUUAGCUCAUGCACUGUCUGAAUUGGAGUUGUAUUGGGUUUGUUUUCUAAACAGGGUUUUACACUGUUGCUUGAAAAAUCACAGGUUAAGUGACAGGUUAUAAAAGCUACUAGUCUACAUAUGUUUUUUAAAGCUGUCUAUAUUUGCUGCAGGACCGCUGGCAUAAUAAAUGCAAGCAAUCGCUUAUUUUGGUUCUUGAUUAGGAAGAGUCAGAGACUGAGGACCAACCUUAUUUUGCCCACUUUAUAUUUCACUGUGGUCUCACGCAUUCUUUAUUGUAUUCCAGAUUUGUGUAUUCAGAACCACACACCCACCUAAUUUAUGAAAUUUUUCAUACCAAUAGUUUCUUGCAGUGACAACCUUGUUUAUUUAUUGCACAUCAAUAGGCAUUACCAAUGUGCGCGAUAUGUUUCCAUACGUGUUGAGUUCAACCAUGUAUUUGAUAUGUUUGGAGUGAAAGUGCAUAUGGUGUGUGUGAGUGUGUGUGAGAGUCAAGGUGUAUGCAUGUAUGUACAUUUGACACUAUUGUUUUCACAUUUGUAGCACAAUUUGUCUCAAAGACAUUUAUGUAACGACUGCUUUAACAUAGUGAAUGUGGGGCCAGAAUGUUAAAAUGUACAAAACAUCAAAUAUCUAGUACUGUUAGAACACAACAAUCAGAGAUAACGUUGUUAUUACUGUGUUAUUAUUAUCAAGUAGUUCCAUACAAAAAAUGCUAUUAAUAUUUGCAAAGUAUUUUGAAGAAACGGCAGCAGAGGUAUUAAAGGUUAAGCAAUGUGCCAAGAUACACCACUGUCCUGACAGCUCGUUAUUUUUGUAACUUGUCCUUUGGUAAUCACAAGCAAAGUUAAUAAAACAAAAUGUACAAACAGGGGACAACUGAGCUGUGCUGUUUUGCUUUGGUUAUGAUUCUUAAGGAACUGCACAUAAAAUCUAUUUAUGCUGUUAUAAGUCAAGAAUAAAUAUCUGCUUUGCAGGGGCUUCGUGGGGGUUAA
This is a messenger RNA of Pygocentrus nattereri (red-bellied piranha), 3633 nucleotides long. Its product is annotated as solute carrier family 2, facilitated glucose transporter member 1-like. NCBI's taxonomy places the organism in Eukaryota, Metazoa, Chordata, Actinopteri, Characiformes, Serrasalmidae. The record is from RefSeq and is a predicted model, not a curated record. The transcript is spliced from 10 exons. Bases 333 to 1811 code for a protein of 492 amino acids. Gene Ontology annotation, biological process: monosaccharide transmembrane transport; response to insulin. Gene Ontology annotation, cellular component: apical plasma membrane; basolateral plasma membrane. Gene Ontology annotation, molecular function: hexose transmembrane transporter activity.